Messenger RNA from Suncus etruscus (white-toothed pygmy shrew), 967 nucleotides. RefSeq names its product muscle RAS oncogene homolog (gene MRAS). Gene Ontology annotation, biological process: signal transduction. The transcript has 6 exons. Lineage: Eukaryota; Metazoa; Chordata; Mammalia; Eulipotyphla; Soricidae. Gene Ontology annotation, molecular function: GTPase activity; GTP binding; GDP binding. Gene Ontology annotation, cellular component: plasma membrane. The coding region runs from base 142 to 768 and encodes 208 amino acids. The record is from RefSeq and is a predicted model, not a curated record.
CCGAGCCGAGCCGGAGCGGGAGCCGCUCGGAGCCCCGUCGCCAGCCUGGGCCCGGCGGGCGCGCGCGGCCUCCUCCCCGGCGCCGGCGGGGGAGGCGAGGCGGCCUGGGCCGGAGCCGAGCGGGUCUGACCUACCCUCAAUAUGGCAACCAGUGCUGUCCCCAGCGACAACCUCCCUACCUACAAGCUGGUGGUGGUGGGGGAUGGAGGUGUGGGCAAGAGUGCCCUCACUAUCCAGUUUUUUCAGAAGAUCUUUGUGCCUGACUAUGACCCUACCAUUGAAGAUUCCUACCUGAAACACACAGAGAUCGACAAUCAAUGGGCCAUCUUGGACGUUCUGGAUACGGCGGGCCAGGAGGAGUUCAGCGCCAUGCGUGAGCAAUACAUGCGCACAGGUGAUGGCUUCCUCAUCGUCUUCUCAGUCACUGACAAGGCCAGUUUUGAGCAUGUGGACCGCUUCCAUCAGCUCAUCCUGCGCGUCAAGGACAGGGAAUCUUUCCCCAUGAUCCUCGUGGCCAACAAGGUCGAUCUGAUGCACUUGAGGAAAAUCACGCGGGAGCAAGGAAAAGAAAUGGCGACCAAACAUAAUAUUCCAUACAUAGAAACCAGUGCCAAGGACCCUCCUCUCAAUGUGGACAAAGCCUUCCACGACCUGGUCCGAGUUAUCCGGCAACAGAUCCCGGAAAAGAGCCAGAAGAAGAAGAAGAAAACCAAAUGGCGGGGAGACCGGGCCACUGGCACCCACAAACUACAAUGUGUGAUUUUGUGACAGGCCCUUUGCCCUGGGCACGGGGACAGGGAACUGGCCAGAUCUCAGGAGCCUGUGGCGGCCGGACCGCGCUGAAAACCUGAGACUGGAGGGGGAGAAGAAUGGGGAGACAAGGGGCCUGGCCUUGCUCAAAGGGCUUUCCCACCUCUCAUAUGAGACAAGGAGGUGGUGGGUAAACUGAGGCAGCAUGUGGAUUCCA